AUGUCGUCCUACUUGUUCAAGCACUCUAGUGUGGGAACAUUAUUGCACUAUGCCAAACACCGCAAGUUCGACUACACCCGCAAGCCACCCAAACCAUUAUCCCCAUCUUCGUCAACAGACGACCUCCCCUUUCCAAAAGAAGAAGUACCCAUAGAGGGCGCUAUUGGCGCGGAGCUCAAGCAGCAUCAAACCACACUUGUAGACUGGAGUGGCCCAGACGACCCCAGCAACCCCCAGAACUGGCCUCGGAGUCACAAAAUCCUCGUGACGGUCAUACUCUGCGUCUACACUUUCGCCGUCUAUGUUGGAUCUUCGAUAUACACUUCCUCACAGCAAGCUGUGAUGGAUAUAUUUGACGUCAGUCAUGUUGCAGCCUCGCUAGGUAUCGCACUGUACGUGCUCGGCUACGGUAUCGGGUGUCUGCUAUUCUCCCCACUGUCCGAGGUUCCAGCUAUCGGCAGGAACCCUCCAUAUGCCAUAUCGGGAUUCUUGUUCGUUAUCCUGUGUAUACCCACUUCCUUAGUGGACAACUUCGCCGGGUUGAUGGUGCUGCGAUUCCUUCUGGGUUUCAUGGCAUCGCCCUGCCUCGCUACUGCGGGUGCGUCGCUCGCAGAUGUCUGGACAAUGGCCGAGUUCCCGUUCGCCGUCGCCCUCUGGGCCAUGGUCGCCACAUUGGGUCCUGCCCUGGGCCCAACACUGUCUUCCUACGCCGUCAAGGAUUUGGGAUGGCGCUUCUCGAGCUGGGAGCUGCUCAUCAUCUCAGGACCAGUAUAUCUCGUGUUGCUUCUUGUUCUACCAGAGAGCUCUGGACCCACUAUCCUCUACUACAAGGCUAAGCGUAUGCGCGAGGAGACAGGAAACCAGGAGCUUAUGUCUGACUCGGAACGCAAGCAGAAGAACAUGAAGGUCAGCAGUUUGCUAUUUGAUGCUCUCGUCAAGCCCUGGGAAAUCAACGUUCUGGACCCGGCCAUCUUGUUCACGACGGUAUACAUGGGCUUGUGUUAUGGUAUCUACUACUCAUUCUUUGAGUCUCUUCCCUUGGUCUACGUCCCCAUGUAUAACUUCAAUGCCGAGACAACUGGCCUCAUCUUCCUUUCAAUUCUUCCAGGCUGUGGACUCGCAUUCACUGUCCACGUCUUGUACCUCAAGUACCGAGUCUUCCCCCGUUUGAUGACCGGUACAUUUGGCGAGCUUGAAAACCACCUGUGGCCUGGUUUAAUUGCCAGCCCUAUCAUCGCGAUUGGACUGUUCAUGUUUGCAUGGGCAUCUCGACCCUCUGUCCAUUGGAUUGUACCUACGAUCGGUCUCGGUCUGACCGUCUUUGGAAUCUACUUCAUCGCUCAGAGUGUCUUGCUCUACAUCCCGAACAUCUACCCGCGUUAUGCAGCCAGUAUCUUCAGCGCAAACAGUCUGAGCAGAAGCGCGUUCGCUUUUGCCGCCAUUCUAUUUGCACGACCCAUGUUCGAGGGCAUUGGAAUCGAUGGAGGAGUGAGCUUGUUGGCAGGGUGCAUGGUAAUCUGCUCUGUUGGCAUUUUCCUCUUGUACAAGUUCGGUAAGAAGCUGCGAGAGCGCAGCCGAUUCGCCGUCGCAUAG
Messenger RNA from Bipolaris zeicola 26-R-13, 1593 nucleotides. RefSeq lists its product as uncharacterized. Gene Ontology annotation, molecular function: fluconazole transmembrane transporter activity. The transcript is spliced from 2 exons. Gene Ontology annotation, biological process: xenobiotic detoxification by transmembrane export across the plasma membrane. The coding region runs from base 1 to 1593 and encodes 530 amino acids. The record is from RefSeq and is a predicted model, not a curated record. Lineage: Eukaryota; Fungi; Ascomycota; Dothideomycetes; Pleosporales; Pleosporaceae.